AAAUGAUAUAAAACUAUCCAACAAAACAGUCCUUCCAACAGCUUUGGUGAAGAUAUAUUCUUAGUUUGUUGGCUAACGAUUCCUUCACUUGGUUAAAGAGUGAAGCUUCGGUACGAUCGAUUUCGAAAGCAAAUCAAGCACAUCCCAAUUAUUGUUGAACAAGGACUAACUACAAGCCAGGUAGGUCAAACUUGAAUGUAGUUGGCGUAAGAGCGUCGAACCGUUGACGGUCCCGAACCCCUAUCGCUUGGGGUGUUUUGAUUUCGAGGUAGCAUACGGUGUAAAUGGAAACGUGACGAUUAACAUUUUUGCGAUCGGCUUGGCCGUAGGGCUCGAAACUCUUAGAUAAUCGAAACCGACUUCGGCUUUUGAAGUGGACUGUUGAACAGACAAUCGGAUUUUCCCUUAGAAUUUAAUACUUAACAUAAAGCUCAGAUAGAAUUAGAAUCUCGCGACUACAUUAGCUUUACAUUGUCAUAAUCUGUCAUUAAUCAUAAUCUCUUCAAAUCGGUUCAAGUAAAUGAGCAAUAUCUUUAAGAUUUUUCUUUGCACUUUAAAUUAGUACUGCGCUUUCUAGCGGCAAAUAAUUGCGUACCCCGUUUACUUACGCGAGAACGAGAGCCACUUGAAAGGGAUGGGCAUGGGUAAGCGUUGAAGUGCGCUCUGAAGUGCGUGGGAAAGGCUGAAGCAGAAGAACAAGAGGAAUUCCCGCCGCAUUGAUGACGGUUGCUUAUCAGCUGGCAGUGCUUGCCGGCCGAAGAGAUAUAAAAAAGGUCUAGCGGCGAGGCAAAAUCUCAUUCUCUUACCGCAAAGUACAUCCAUCAAGAUGGUUCGCCGUAGUUCGGUCGUGGUUGGUCUGGUUUUGGUUGCGUUCCUGGGCACGGUACUGUCCGUACCAAUCUGGAACCGCAUCGUCGGCGGGCAAUUGGCUGAAGACACCCAAAUGCCGUACCAGAUUGCGCUCUUCUACCAAGGCAGCUUCCGGUGCGGUGGCUCGAUCAUUGGAGAUCGCCACGUCCUGACGGCGGCCCAUUGCGUAAUGGAUGACGAUGUGCUCCUCCCGGCGUUCAAGUUUGGUGUUCAUGCCGGGUCCGCACACUUGAACGCCGGUGGUAAGCUGUUCAAGGUUCGGGCAGUGUACCCGCACGAGGGCUACGGCAACUUCCAGCACGAUAUCGCCGUGAUGGAGAUGAAAGAACCGUUUGCCUUUGACAAGUACAUCCAGCCCAUCGAGCUGAUGGAUCAGGAGGUUCCCCUCGGCGGUGAAGUGGUGAUUUCUGGUUACGGACGCGUCGGUAGCAACGGACCCGUCUCGCCCGCGCUGCUCUACACGUCGAUGUUUGUGGUGGAGGACGAAAACUGCAACUCGAUCAGCGAAGGUUUGAUGUGCAUCGACAAGGAGGGUAGCUACGGUGCGUGCAAUGGCGAUUCAGGCGGCCCGGCCGUAUACAAUGGCAAGCUGGCCGGUGUGGCCAACUUCAUCAUUGACCAAUGUGGUGGAAACUUUGCCGAUGGUUAUGCCAAGGUGUCCUUCUAUCUAGACUGGAUUCGUCAAUUCCUGGAGUAAGCUGCCAUUUGCAAGUGUUUCCCUCAAGGGGACAACGGCGAGUGAGUUUGGUUAAGCAGGCAAGGGAAUAAAGUGUGGCGAAGUGAUGCAUAUA
This is a messenger RNA of Anopheles arabiensis, 1661 nucleotides long. Its product is annotated as serine protease SP24D-like. Gene Ontology annotation, molecular function: serine-type endopeptidase activity. Lineage: Eukaryota; Metazoa; Arthropoda; Insecta; Diptera; Culicidae. Gene Ontology annotation, biological process: proteolysis. The coding region runs from base 827 to 1567 and encodes 246 amino acids. The record is from RefSeq and is a predicted model, not a curated record. The transcript has 2 exons.